Molecule: messenger RNA, 996 nt
Organism: Vicia faba (fava bean)
Lineage: Eukaryota; Viridiplantae; Streptophyta; Magnoliopsida; Fabales; Fabaceae
Source: the annotation of a GenBank genome assembly
AUGAACCAACAUCGCCGGCGGUCCCUCCAGAUUCUGACGACUGCCUUUCCAGAUCUACGUAGCUCAACCACCGCAUUUUUGGACCGUCGUCCAUCCUUCGCACACUGGCUGAAUGAAAUUGACCGCUAUGCAAGUGAAAACGUUAACAAGCUUCUAGUUGGAAACAAGCUUUAUCCAAUUCCAUUCUCAACGAUUCAAGCACUUCAGAAUAUUUUUCUAUUAUUGUCAACAGCCUUAUCUACGUCCUCAGGCCUUACCAAGUUCACAAGAUACGCCUCUCAUGUACUAAAUCUCUCACUGAACACCAUGUGUUCCGCCUCAAUUGAUGCUUGGCUCCAUUCCGCAAUGAGACCCCUCAUCAAAGAACUCGACAUCACACUCUAUACUGUACACAAUUUUUGCUUUUCACUUCCCCAAAACAUUUCCAAAUGUUCUAAUCUGGUCUCUCUCAAUCUCAAAGGUGCAUUGAGUUUUAAACCACAACAACCCAAGUCUUUUAGUUUACCAUCACUAAAGACGUUGGGACUAGACAUAUGCGGUAUUGAUGCGUCUUCCCUCAAUGAAUUCCUCCAAGGCUGCCCUUGUCUAGAAACUCUGGAUUUUUACUGGUAUGUUGAGGAUUGUGCUAGAAUUUGUGUUCCACCUCUUUGCCUACCAUCUUCUUUGAAGAGCUUCAAAUUUGUACUCCGCAAACAUUCAAGCUUGAGUCUUUCAGCAACACAGCGGUUACUUGAAAAGUCACAAACCGGCGAUAGCUACUUCAACAAUUUUCUGCUCGUUCUGUCCGUCGGUGAUCCUCCGAUCUACAAUAUCAACAGCAGGGAAUACUCUCCGAUUUCCGCGUCAACUGUGUCGGCAUAUUCCCUUCCGACAACAUUCAAUUUUGUUCGCAACAAUCUCUGUCCAGCUUCGAUUGACGAUUACGACGACUCGGAGUUAAAUGAAGACUUGGAGAUGAUUUUGGUUAUUGUUGUUGAUAGGGUGGCAGAUCCAUAA